AUGUCACGUCUUGGGAACAGCUUGAAGGUGAAACAUUGCCUCACCUUUGCUUCGGGUCUGUUGGAGUGUCUGUGUUUUGCUGGAGCCUUGUUCGGAUGGGCUUCUCUUGUUUUUGUCCUGAAGACGGAGGGCUACUUCAGCUCUCUGUGCGUCAACACCACAGGAGUCAAUGCAACGCAGGUCUUAGAUUGCAGUGGACAGGACGAACAGUUCUCUCUUGUUUUCACCAUCGCCUCCUUUCUGUUCUGUUUCCUGACAUUGCCCACUGGUUUCCUCUUAGACCGGUUUGGUACAACAGUGGCUCGGCUUUUUGGAAUAUUUCUUUACACCAUGGGGACCUUGAUGGUGGCCUUCUCGACUGCAGCUUUCUCCAACCUGCUGUUCCCAGCUGUGUCCCUCCUGUCAGUGGGUGACAUUGUGUUUGUAAUAACCAACAUGCAGGUAGGAAACCUGUUCGGCUCACGUCGCUCCACCGUCAUCACUCUCUACAACGGGGCCGUUGACUCUUCCUCAGCACUCUUCCUUGUCAUCAAGCUGUUACACGAGGCUGGCGUCUCUCUCCGCUCCUCUUUCCUGUUCAUGUCCGCCUGCAGCGUCAUGCACCUGCUCAGGACUUUCUUCCUGCUACCCAGAGACCACAUUCCCUACCCACUGCCUGAUGACUACACAUACGGGAUGACCUGCGGUAAAUCAAAGACUCUGACCUCAGAGCUGACAACAGUGAAUGGUAACUCACUGGAGACGACAGAGGAAACGCCCCUCAACAAGGACGUCCCUGUGAAACAAGAGAAGAGUUUCCGUGAGUGUGUGAUGUCCAGGCUCUUUGUGUGGCACGUGCUUUGGCUGUCGGUGAUGCAACUCAGACAUUACUUUUUCAUCGGCACCCUCAACCCCAUGCUGCACCGUCUGACGGAGGGAGAGCCUUCACUGGUGAACCAGUACACCAAUGCCUUUGCUAUAACACAGCUGUGUGGCAUCUUGUGUGCUCCCUGGAACGGUCUCAUCAUGGACAGAUUAAAGGGCAAACCUCGUGCUGAAGGAGAGAGUGAACAGGAAGCAGAUCUGCGCGCCUCUGUGCUUUCUCUCUUCGUGACGGUGCUGCAGUGUGUGUUGUUGUCAGUGUGUGCCGCCACCCCGUACCUGCUGCUUCAGUACCUCACCUUUAUCCUUCAGGUGCUCAACCGCUCCUUCCUCUUUGGCGGCAACGCAGCCUUCCUCAGUAUGGCUUUCCCGCCUUGCCACUUUGGGAAGCUGUGUGGUUUGGUCCUGGCUCUGUCUGCAGUGUUUUCUCUGCUGCAGUAUCCCUUCUUUGCCCUGGUGAAUGGCCCUCUGGGUGGAGACCCUUUAUAUGUGAACAUCGGUCUGACGCUGCUCAGCCUGCUCGCCUUCAUCCAUCCCCUCUCUGUCUUCCUGCACUGUCGAAGUCUCGCCUCCCAGCGAGCUAUCAAUGCCUCCUCUUAAAGUCUGUAAAAUGAGUCUUGCACCUUAAAUAUCCUUAAUAUCACCAUGCUACCUAUUCAGCUUGUUUGUGCAGGGUGGUGGUGGCCUAGUGGCACUUAACUCUGAGUUGCUCCAGGGGGACUGUCCCUGUAGUUAGUUGACUGUAAGUCGCUCUGGAUAAGAGCGUC
Molecule: messenger RNA, 1628 nt
Organism: Cottoperca gobio
Lineage: Eukaryota; Metazoa; Chordata; Actinopteri; Perciformes; Bovichtidae
Product: solute carrier family 43 member 3-like
Exons: 12
Coding region: 1-1461 (486 amino acids)
Biological process (GO): transmembrane transport
Molecular function (GO): transmembrane transporter activity
Source: RefSeq, a predicted model, not a curated record